Messenger RNA from Colletotrichum phormii, 1705 nucleotides. RefSeq names its product squalene/phytoene synthase. The coding region runs from base 128 to 1225 and encodes 365 amino acids. Gene Ontology annotation, cellular component: mitochondrion. The record is from RefSeq and is a predicted model, not a curated record. The transcript has 2 exons. NCBI's taxonomy places the organism in Eukaryota, Fungi, Ascomycota, Sordariomycetes, Glomerellales, Glomerellaceae. Gene Ontology annotation, biological process: biosynthetic process; mitochondrial respiratory chain complex I assembly.
CACGUACAGUGUCCGUACCUUAGCAGCGGCGAAAAAAAGUCCCACACCUAGGUACUCUAUCCAGCCGCAUCUCGCGAAUUACAAAGGCAGCACCGACAUGGCGCAUUACACCAGCGUCUCUUCCUGAAUGAAUCGCACACGGAUCGCCGGCCAUGGCCUGAGAAGGCUUGUCCAGACCCCUCCACGGGGCACCAGGGGCAUCGUCACAGACGCAGACGUCGUCAAAGCGAGGAAAUACUGCCAAUCGCAGCUUCAGCACAGCGACUACGAUGCGCACAUAAUAAGCCGCCUCGUCCCGGCGCGAGCAACAGACACUUACCUCGCCCUCCGCAGCCUCAACCUCGAACUCGUACGUCUCCCCGAGCUCGUCUCCAACCCGACCAUCGGCCAGAUGCGCAUGCAGUUCUGGCGCGACUCCAUCGACAAGACCUUUGCCGGCGUGCCCCCUGCCGAACCGAUAUGCGUGCUCCUCCACCAGGCGCUGCAGGACCUGCGCGCGCGCUCGCCAAACAAUGCCACGGCGAGCUCCAUAAAGUUCUGGGUGCAACGGCUGGUCAAGACCCGGGCGAAACACAUGGACAACAGGCCGUAUGCGUCGCUGGCCGCGCUGGAGGAGUACGCCGAGAACACGUACUCGACGCUCAUGUACGCCACGCUGGCGUCGAUGCCGCUUCGCUCGAUGCAGGUGGAUCAUCUGGCGAGUCACAUCGGCAAGGCGUGCGGCAUCGUGGCCGUCUUGCGCGGCAUCCCUGUGCUAGCGGCGCCGCAGCAGCAGCCUGUAAAGUCCCACGCCGGGCCGGGUGGCGGCCGACAAGAUCCCGCGUUGCUCCUCCCGCUGGACAUCAUGGCCGAGGUGAACCUGCGCGAGGAGGACGUCUUCCGGUACGGCCCGCAGGCGGAGGGCUUUCAGGACGCCGUGUUCAAGGUGGCGACACGGGCCAAUGAUCACCUCAUUACGGCGCGGGAGAUGCUCAAGAACCUCAAGGCUGGGCAGGACGCCGGUCACGAGUUUGAGCAUCAGGGAGAGGCGGAGCACGUGUACGAGCCGGAAGAGGACGACACGCAGCGGGACCUCCGGCGAGGGUUCGGGGUGCUGCUUGAGGCUGUACCUGCGCAGGAGUACCUGACGAACCUCGAGGGGACCAACUUUGACCCGUGGACCGUAAAGGCGAGCUGGAAACUGCCUUGGCGUCUCUGGCGUGCGACGAGCAAGAGUCAGAUCUAAACGACCGUGGCUGGUCCUGUAUAUUCACGCAUUUAACGGUGUUACGACAUCAAUGGGUCGGCUAUGUAAGAGUACAGUGUAAGACUAGCUCCUCGGAAUGCCCAAGUACUGCCCAAGACUGGCAUUCUAGGAAGGCGAAACUGUUUUCUGCGGUGCUUGGAUAUCUGAGGAAGCGGAAUAUGUCUUUGGCGGCACGCGGGGGUUCGGGGCAGUUGUAUGAGCCUUGGCUAUCCUUCAAGAGGCCGUGUAAAUAAGUAAUCAUGCUCCCAUCAAGCGUAACCAAGACCUGAGUCUUGAUUCAAGUGAGGCGUCAAGCACUAUUUAGAGACCUAGAGACCCAGUGCUGACAAUCCCGUCACCUGGAUUGGCCGGGUCCUACGCGGGGACAGUGCCAAUGACCAACUUCAUCACGCGCGACACGGUCGUGGCUGAAGCUCCUUUUCGACCCCAUAUUUCUCUCCAUGUCUCGACACCAGCCAC